Molecule: messenger RNA, 4743 nt
Organism: Podospora pseudopauciseta
Lineage: Eukaryota; Fungi; Ascomycota; Sordariomycetes; Sordariales; Podosporaceae
Exons: 2
Coding region: 1-4743 (1580 amino acids)
Biological process (GO): intra-Golgi vesicle-mediated transport; early endosome to Golgi transport
Cellular component (GO): TRAPPII protein complex
Source: RefSeq, a predicted model, not a curated record
AUGGAACAGCCCUUUUCUUCGUCAAAGGUGACGGUCGAGUACUUCGAUCCCCACGAUGUCUACAAGCUCCUUGCGCCGGGGUUGAUUCCCCGGCUCCCGCUCCGAGACCUCAACUGGCAAUCCCACGCCGGGCCAUUGCGAUCUAUCAACACCCUACACAUUGAGCUCCUACCAUCCGGAGCCGACUGCUCGAAUAUCUUUACCCCCCUAUCCUCUCCAAACCCAAAGGGCGCAAGCUCCACCGAUGUCGCGAACCAACCGGCCCGUGACGAUGGCUUCCAGACCGCCACCAUCGCCGGUAGGGGUGGCUCAAGCGACCAGGUGGACUCGACACUUCGUCCACCAGCAGGGCCAGGCAAGGAAAGGAGACAUCAAAUACCAGGCUUGCGCCGCACACCUUACCUCAAGGUGCUACUAAUACGAUGCGACGACAACGAUACAUACAAGUCCACGACGAAGGCUGAAAUAAAGGAGUGGAUCAAAGUCAACACACCACCAGCCCAGGGCAAGAGUGGCGCUGAGAACCACGAUGCCUUCGAAUGGCUAAUCAUCCAUGUGGUCCUCCCAAACACCGUCGCCGCGACCCAGCCGCGGACGACCGGGAAGGUACCCGACUCCAGCGACGUCUCCAAGACGGCGACACUAAAGUGGCGCGGCAGCUCAACAUCGUUGCUGGAGAAAUUGCGGACCGACUUCAACGGCUCAGGCAAGGGCGCUGUGGACAGGAUCAGGCAGAUUCGCAUUGGCGUCAACGACGUGCCAUAUAGUAUGCUCCCGAGGGUGGUGCCCGCGGUACCUACGGGGUAUCGUGAGACCGAGCAGGACAGUGACGCCGCGUGGGCGGACUUGAUCGGGAAGUUCAAGGAGCUCAUCCUAUCCAGCUUCGACACACGCGUCACACAGUACGAAGAGGACAUCAAGGAACGAGACGCCCAGAGGAGUUUACCAGGGUGGAAUUUCUGCACUUUUUUCAUUCUGAAAGAAGGCCUGGCCAGGGGUUUCGAAAGUGUUGGUCUUGUUGAGGAUGCCCUGGUUGGAUAUGAUGAGCUUAGUGUUGGGCUCGACACUAUCAUCCAAGAACAAGCGGCUGCGGGGUCUGCGGAAGCACAUGGAGGCGCUCUGCUUCCAUAUACCCCGGAUCUCAAAGAGACAGCACAAAAGGCUCUCAGUGAGAUCGCUGGCGGUACUCUUGAGUUUGAGGAAGAGGAGGCUGUGGAUCUCCAGUCUGGCGAGAAGCAAAAGCUGGAUUAUUCCGAAAGCAUCCCCAUCACUUCAUCCAAAAAGACAUACCGAGAGUUGAUCUUGGCCAACAAUGUGUCUUUAUUCGAUUUCAGGUGCUACAUCUUUGCACGCCAAAUCUCUCUGCUCCUUCGUCUUGGAAAUGCAUGGUCAACACGAGAGGAACUGGUGGCCAAGCUGAAGGAGCAGCAAGAAAUGGUCCCGCGAGGAGUGGCUGCAAAAACACCCGUACCCAAGCUGAAUGAGGAGCAGGAGAACUUGCUGCAGCUCGCUGAGAUCUGCAAACGCACGCUCGAGUUCGUGCCUGCGAUUUCGACAGUCAUGAGAGAAGACAUCAUUGCGGCCAUCAUGUCUGCCAAGAAACACGAAGAAGAAGAUGGCGUCAAGCCAGUCCUCGAUUCCAUGCUCUCCGAGGUUGUGGACAACAUGGUGUCGUCCUUUGCCUUUUCUGUCGCCCAACAGAUUCUCGCCCAGACGUCUACCAAGGCGCUGCCUAUCCCACCUUCUACCCUCAAUGAUGCCCAUGAUCAGAAGACGUCUAUCCCAGACCCGAAAAUGACGAUGCAUCCAGCCCGGACGACGUCCCUUCACGGCCAGAGCACUCAACGGCCACCUCUCAGCCCUGGGUUCCCGUCUGGGCGCCUGCCUGGUUCUAUUGAUAGUCCAGCUACGUCGUCAUUUCAGAAGGCUGGGCUCGAAGAACUUGCUGCUAGGAGAGCCGAGCUGUAUGCAUUGUCCCGAAAUAUUUUGGAAGAGUGUGGCAAGAAGCGUGGCUGGUCUGACGGGUGGUCGUCGGUCCCUACGGUAGGGGAAGCUGGGAUUGUCGACAUGGAGGAGAUUGGCCUUGACGAUGAUGAUGAUGAUGAUGAUGAUGAUGCCGAAAAGACCAAGCCGGCUGCAAGAGAAACCGCUGAGGUUUUGCACACGUCGGUUGCCGGCGUGGGAACCACCCUCCUCCGCACAGCGCUCGACAAUAAGGAUGACUUUUAUCGGCUCUACGAGACGCUCACCGAUAAAGCUCUCCGGCACUACACAGUCGCCCACCACCUGCACUCGGUCCAGGCCUGCAUGGCCGAUUUGGCGGUGCUCAAGUUUCAUCUUGAGGAGUACAAGGACGCAGCUUACUACUUUUACCGCGUCAUUCCCUUCUUUGGAGAGAGCAGCUGGGCCCUCCUUGAGCUUUCCAUGCUGGUCAUGUAUGCGAGGUGUCUAAAGAAGUUGAACAAGUUGGACGAUUACGUCAACCAAGCACUUCGGCAGCUCCUUUGCAAGGCAGCCGCCGCUGAGAGGGACAGAUUGCAGCAAAAGUCACGGUUCAGGAACACCCUUACGUCUGCGACUCAGUACCCAGAAGCCUCGGCCAUCACGGGAUUCCUGGCGGACCUGAUUUCGGUGUCGGCAUCGCUAGAAAAGGAUGUGAGGAUUCCCCUGACGAGCCUCUGCUGUGACCUUGCUCUGGACGGGCCACCAUUCUACGACGAGGGCCAGGACAGCUUCUCCUUGUUUCUUGACUUUCACAGUCUUUUGGUUGAUGAGUUUGAAGCUGAUUCGGUCAGCAUCCGCAUCACGAGCAAGACUGCAGGGGGCAGCAGGGAAAUUUGGCUACAGACCGAGAAGCCAGUUACCAUCCGGCCAGGGCCGAACAAGGUACGAGUGCAGAGCACAACGAUGAUGGCUGGCACUUUUGAGGUGGAUCAGGUUCGUCUGUCCAGCGAAAAGGUAUUGCUGCACUACGAACGAGAUCCCAACCAGCCUGUAGACAAGGGGAUUGCAAGCCUGAAAAAUCCUCAAGUGGCUGUUUACCAACGAGCUAGCGGCCUUGACGUCCGACUGUCAGGGACAAAGGACCUGCAGCUCGACAAGAAGAAAUCGCUAGAUCUUGAGCUAUCAACUGGUUGGAACGCCGUCAAGACGUGCGAGAUUAAGAUUAGGUCCGCGACUGGUGGGCUGCGGCUGGUCAUGAGUGAAGCAGAGGUGGUUGGCUCGACACAGGCCACCAAAGCAGAGGGAGGCACCUUCAAAUUCGGCGCCAUUCCCGCAAAUAGCUCUGUCAAGGUCCGGUUUCCCUUCACCGUUGAGCACGACCUGCUCGAUGUCGCUGUCAGGGCGGAGGUUACCUACUCCACCGAACGUGGGAGCUUCACCUUCUUCAAGACAUCAUCUGUACCAAUCUCUCUCGCAGUCGAGGUCAACGUUCAGGAUAUCUUCAAGCACAACGCACUCUUUUCGCGAUUUGCGGUCUCCUCCGCCAGCUCCAGCCCGUUGAGGUUGUUCAAAAGCGAGCUGUUGGGCUCCGAGGUCUUUGACACACAUUUUGGUCACUCGCCCAGCCAGCCGGUGUUGAUCUUUCCCAAACAGCCCACCAGCCUGCUGUACAAAAUCACGAGAAAGCGCGGGGUUGCCAUCGGGCCGAAGACAAACAAGACGCUGUAUCUCAAGCUGUACUACAGCGUCUUGCAGGAAGAGAUUGAGGAUCUGUUUGAGAAGACCAUCGUUGCCGAUCUGGAAGACUCGCCCAUGAGGGAGUACGCCAAGCUGAUCGUCUCCAAGGUUCUGGCGGUAGUCCAAGCCCGCCUGUCGGAACACGAGCUUGAGAAAGCGGCGUUGCUGGGGGAGCUGCAGACGAGCUUUUUGGGUCAUGUCAAUUGGGAAUCGCACUUUGCUGGUCUGGGGUCGGCGUCAAACACUCAACAGCAAAAAAGCGGGACCAGCUCCCCUGCUUCUUCUUCUUCUUCUUCUGGGGAAGACAUCUCGUCGGCCACUCUGGCAGGUUUUGUGACUGCCUUUUUCACCAAUCACCCUUUCCUCCCGUUACCGCACCCCGAGUCAAUCCCGGAACCAAACACGAUUGUCAUCCCGGUUGAUGUACCCCCAGUAGCAAUAGUUCACACGGCCGACUUGAGGGUUUCAUCGUCUCAACCUCCAGUGGUGAACGGGACGGACGCUAGCGAUGGCAGUCCUACGUUCGUGAUUAACCAGCUCCUCCCUACCACCCUCCACCUAAAAUGGACGCGGAUGUGGGACACUGACCUGUCCACUUCGUCUCUGUCUCAAGACCUGGAGUUCGGGUAUGAGAUCACUGCCCCGGGGGAUAGCUGGCUGCUUGGGGGGAGGAGGAAGGGGCAUUUUGUUAUACCGGCUGUUGACGAUGAUGAUGCAGAGGAAAAAUUGAGUUCGACGGCGGAGACGGAGGCGGAGAUACCUGUUGUUUUGGUGCCUUUGAGGGAGGGGUAUUUACCUUGGCCCGGGGUGGAGAUUAGGGAGGUUAGGGCGGGAGGAGAGAAUGGGAAUGGGACGGGGGAGAAUAGUCCUGUGGUGAAUGUUGCUGGGGGGGUGCAUUGCGAGACGGAUUAUAGGAACUUGGGGGAGACGGUGGAGGUUGUGGGGGAUCGGGGGAGGGUUACGGUUAGUUUGGAUGUUAGUGAUGGUGGGGGGGAUAGGGGGGGUCCGAUGGUGCUGGAGUGUGAGGGUGGGGGAUGGGGGGUUGGGAGGGUUGUUGCUUAG